This is a messenger RNA of Olea europaea var. sylvestris, 393 nucleotides long. Its product is annotated as NAC domain-containing protein 67-like. The transcript is spliced from 3 exons. The record is from RefSeq and is a predicted model, not a curated record. Bases 1 to 393 code for a protein of 130 amino acids. Gene Ontology annotation, molecular function: DNA binding. Gene Ontology annotation, biological process: regulation of DNA-templated transcription. Lineage: Eukaryota; Viridiplantae; Streptophyta; Magnoliopsida; Lamiales; Oleaceae.
AUGGCUCUUCACUUCUUCUUCACACUAAGGAACAGAAAGUACAAACAUGGGAUGCGGCCAAAUCGAGCUGCUGAAGGAGGCUAUUGGAAGACCACUGGAGCUGACAAAACUAUCAAACACAACGGUGAAGAAAUUGGAUUGCGAAAGGCAUUGGUUUUCUACAAGGGAAAACCUCCUCAUUGUGAAAAAACUUCUUGGAUUAUGCAUGAAUUUCGACUCAAAAAUGCCCCGAUUCGAUCACGGACCAGCGAUGAUGACAUGAAGGCAUGUUUGGCUGUACUUUUACGUUGCUUAUAUUCUCGACAUGUUUGGGAAAGUGUAGCAGCAACUGAAGACACAGAAGUUGUAAAUUUUGAAUGGCUCACUUCCAUUUUGAGUACAAUCCCGUUAUAG